UUUUUUUUUUUUGCAUAAAGUACUCAUCAAUGCAUGAGACAAAAGGGUGGCCACAAUAUAUGAUUGGGGUUAAUAAUAUUGCCAUUGUCAUUGACUCCCACACAUCACACAAAAGAAAUUCUCAAACCCUUGUGUAUAGUUUUGUGAAUUUUUCUGUUUUUCUUCCAAGAAAAAAGGGGGGUGGAUUGAUCUUGAUAAUGGAUCUUGAGGGGGUGAUUGUGUAAUUACUGUAAGUUUUGGGGUGUGUGUUGAGAAAAUGGGGACAAUGGAGAGUGGAGUUGAGGAGAGGAUCUAUGUGUCGGUGAGGUUACGACCGUUGAACGGUAAGGAAAUUCUGAGGAACGAUGUUUCGGAUUGGGAAUGCAUCAAUAACGAGACGAUUAUUUACAAGAAUUCCGCUCUCUCUGCCUCGGAGAGAUCAAUGUACCCCACUUCGUAUACAUUUGAUAGAGUAUUCAGAAGUGGUUGCUCGACGAGAGAAGUGUACGAACAAGGAGCUAAGGAUGUUGCGAUUUCGGUUAUUAGUGGAAUCAAUUCAAGUGUUUUUGCAUACGGACAAACGAGCAGCGGAAAAACGUACACGAUGACUGGAAUUACUGAAUACGCGCUAGCUGACAUAUAUGGAUACAUACAGAAGCAUCAAGAACGAGAUUUCGUGUUGAAGUUCUCUGCUAUGGAGAUCUACAACGAAUCGGUGAGAGAUCUACUCAGUGUAGAUAACACUCCACUAAGACUUCUCGAUGAUCCCGAGAGAGGAACCAUAGUCGAGAAGCUGACAGAGGAAAUUUUGAGGGACUGGAGUCAUGUGAUCCAUCUCCUUUCUAUAUGUGAAGCUCAAAGACAAAUUGGAGAAACGUCGCUUAAUGAAAUGAGCUCGAGAUCUCACCAAAUUAUUAGAUUGACUAUUGAAAGCUGUUCUCGUGACUUUUUAGGAAGGGACAACGCGAGCACUCUUACAGCUGCUGUGAAUUUCGUUGAUCUGGCUGGAAGUGAACGAGCAUCUCAAUCGUUAUCAGCUGGCACAAGGUUAAAAGAAGGCUGCCAUAUUAACCGCAGUUUGCUUACACUUGGUACUAUUAUUCGUAAGCUGAGCAAGGGUAGAAGUGGACACAUUCCUUACAGAGAUUCGAAGUUAACUCGAAUUCUUCAGACAUCGUUGGGCGGAAAUGCAAGAACAGCCAUUAUAUGCACAAUGAGCCCUGCACGAACUCAUGUGGAGCAAUCGAGGAACACGCUUUUGUUUGCAUGCUGUGCGAAGGAAGUUACUACAAAUGCCCAAGUUAAUGUAGUUAUGUCGGAUAAAGCUCUCGUCAAGUAUUUGCAGAGAGAGCUCGAAAGAGUCGAGAACGAGCUCAGAAGUUCCCAAAUUACCACUUAUGCCCCUCCGACAAAUUAUUCCGCAGUUCUUAGAGAGAAAGAUCUUCGAAUCGAAAAGCUUGAGGAGGAGAUUAAUGAUCUUAUUCUGCAAAGAGAUAUUGCUCAAUCACAAGUCAAAGAUUUAUUACAAAUGAUCGGAGAUAAUGCCAGUCCCAGAACACCGGUUGGAUCUGAACACUACCCUCACUUACGAGUACAAAAAUCACCUGACAGUGAAACCACAAAACACGAGACACCAUCUAUUUCAGCAGAUCCUCAUUCCUCGGAUAUCGAAAACCGGACAUGUUCAGACAGACACAGCAGAACAAGUUCAGAAGAACAUUUCGCAAAAGUCCCGUAUUUUGACACUCACAAUAACACAUCAUCUCCGGGAAUCGUAACUUCUGACUUGAGCGAAAGCUACUCAUAUAACGGCUGGGAAGAAAUUGAAAAACAAAGCAACGGAACUUCUUCAGAGGAUCUCUGCCGAGAAGUUCGUUGCAUCGAAGCUGAAGAAGAAUCGAGCAGCAAUAACAAAGGCACUAUCGAAUCCAAUCACUUAAUUUCCGAGCAAAUUACGGAAGUGCCAUCAACUCCUUUACAAAAAGAUCAAGUCUUUACAUCAACUCCUUUAGAAAAAGAUCAAGUCUUUACAUCACCUCCUUUAGAAAAAGAUCGAGUCUUAAAAUCACCUCCUUUAGAAAAAGAUCGAGUCUUAAAAUCACCAACUUUAGAAAAAGAUCGAGUCUUUACAUCACCUCCUUCGGAACACGACACUAAUAUCAAGGAAGAGAUGGGACCCACGAAGGAAGAUCAAGAACCGAAACACGAAGAAGAGUCAUCGCCUCCUCUAUACAAGAAAGAGAGAGAAUUUAACCCGAUUCGUUUUCUUGAUAUUCCAUCUCUCGAGAAUCGAUCUUCGGCAAAUGGUGAACUCGAUCGUAAAAGUUCAUCCGUAACUAGAAGCUGGAAGUUGACUAGAAGCAGAAGCUGCAAAGCGAGUAUUAUUGCUGACUCAGCUUCUUCUUCUUCGUUUUUCAAAAUGUUGGAUUUCGGAGAUAAUACAUCGUCUUUUGGAUCGGAGAGGGAAUCAAUGGCUUUUGAACGGAAACUAUCUCCACUAAGCUUUAGUCCCAAUUAUGUGCAAAGUAAAGAUUCUGAUUCUUCACCUGGGAAUGCUCUUGAUAUCGAGAUCGACACCCCGAAUGUGAAAUUUGAAUCUGCCGAUGAUGAUGUCGUCAUCAGCAGUACUGCUGACAUCAGCGAAAAGGCCGAGCUUCCAGUUGAACACAUGUGUAUCAAGAAUCCAUCGAAGGAUAUUGAUCCAACGGCCGACGAUUCUCCGAAGAAGAAAGUAAAAAACAUUGGAUUGGAUCCGAUCGAAGAUGAAGUCAAAGAUCUUUCGAGCUGGGAUUUGGAGUUCAAAAGACUACAACGAGAAAUAAUCGAACUUUGGCAUGAUUGCAACGUAUCCCUUGUACAUAGAACUUACUUCUUCAUGCUUUUUCAAGGUGACCCGUCGGAUGCAAUAUAUCUACAAGUAGAAAUGAGGAGGGUGAAAUUCUUGAAGGACAAAUUUUCUCGAGGAGAUAAGACCGUUGUCAACGGUCGAUGUUUAACACUUGCUUCGAGUGCAAAAGCUCUUCGUGAGGAGAGAAGAAUGUUGAGCUAUAGGAUGAUGAAGAAGCUAUCGGAGCAAGAGAGAGAAAGCCUCUUCGUAAAGUGGGGCGUCGGUCUAAACACGAAGCUGAGGAGACUACAGCUGGCGCACCGUCUAUGGACGAAAACCGAAGAUAUGGAUCACAUUUCAGACAGUGCGUUUCUCGUCGCAAAAGUUGUUGGUUCGAUCGAACCCGGGAAGACUCAUAACAAAGAAAUGUUUGGCCUUAAUUUCACCCCUCGAAGAUCGACGAGAAGCUAUAGUACGUUGAAACAUAGCCUGAUUUCUCUCUUGUGAUUUCUUAAUUUGUUAAUCCUGCGUUUGGAUAGGUUGUUUAACUGUUCGUUUUAGCAAUCCAGUCGUGCUGGAUUACUGUGGAGGAUAGUAUGAAUAAAUCAGGCUAUAAGUGAUUGGUGUUGUAAAUUAGUAUAUAUAUAUAUAUAUGUGUGUGUGUGUGUGUGUGAUAUAUGUAACAUAUUUAGUAUAAAAAGACACUGAUGAAGUUAUAUUUGGUUGUAUACAUUUUUGUUUUCGACUAAUC
Molecule: messenger RNA, 3557 nt
Organism: Erythranthe guttata (spotted monkey flower)
Lineage: Eukaryota; Viridiplantae; Streptophyta; Magnoliopsida; Lamiales; Phrymaceae
Product: kinesin-like protein KIN-7E
Biological process (GO): microtubule-based movement
Molecular function (GO): microtubule motor activity; microtubule binding; ATP binding
Source: RefSeq, a predicted model, not a curated record